AUGCAGUCGGUUCAAAUUAGGUAUGCAUCGAGAGGCUAUGCUGAAACCGAAUUUGUUUUUUCAUCAAUAAAAGUUCUAGCCAUCAUCGGAUUUAUUAUUCUAGCUAUUGUCAUCGACGUUGGCGGCACACCUGCUCAUCGCUAUUUCGGUGUCCAGACCUGGCAUAAUCCUGGUGCAUUUAAAAAUGGGUUUCACGGUCUAUGUACAGUCUUUGUUAAUGCUGCAUUUUCAUUCGGCGGUACGGAACUUGUGGGCUUGGCUGCAGCUGAAACGGCAAAUCCUCGAAAAACUCUGCCAAGUGCUACGAAACAAGUUUUUUGGCGUAUUGCUCUGUUUUAUAUCAUAAGUCUCUUACUGAUCGGUUUUAUCGUUCCAUCCAACAAUACUCGUCUAUUGAAUGCCGUCGGUAAAACAGCAUCAGCGAGCCCAUUCGUUAUAGCAAUUGAUUUAGGCGGCGUUAAAGUUCUGCCUGAUAUUUUUAAUGUUGUUAUUCUAAUAGCAGUUUUAUCCGUUGGCAAUUCAUCAACCUUCGGAUCGUCACGCACGAUUGCAGCAUUAGCUGGCGUUGGACAAGCACCAAAAAUAUGUGGAUAUAUCGAUAGGAAAGGGCGACCGAUGGUGUCAUUACUAAUUGCCAUCACCUUUGGAUUUAUUGCCUACAUUAAUUUAGCGGGUGGCGGACCAACCGUCUUCAAUUGGCUAAUGGCUAUUUCUGGUCUAUCAGGAUUUUUUACAUGGGGUAGUAUAUGUGCAUGCCAUAUUCGUUUUCGUCAGGGUUGGAAACAUCAGGGUCAUACAUUAGAUGAAAUACCGUUUCGUUCGGGUGCCGGUGUUAUCGGUUCAUGGAUUGGUUUAAUUCUAAACAUUCUUUGCUUAAUUGCACAGUUUUAUGUUGCUAUCUGGCCCGUUGGAGAUAAUGUCAAACCAAGUGCAAAGGCAUUUUUUAAAGCAUAUUUAGCGGCACCUGUUAUCAUUCUCUUUUAUGUGGUUUAUAAAAUUAUCUAUUGGAAAACAAGUUCAUUUGUUACAAAUGAAAAAAUGGAUGUGAUAUCAGGCCGACGACAAAUUGAUCUAGAUGAAAUUGAAAAGGAAAAGAAUGAAGAGAGCCCCCAUAAAGGAUUUUUUAAACGAAUUUACAAAUUUUGGUGUUAG
Messenger RNA from Didymodactylos carnosus, 1152 nucleotides. Lineage: Eukaryota; Metazoa; Rotifera; Eurotatoria; Philodinida; Philodinidae. The record is from the annotation of a GenBank genome assembly.